AUGACUGAAAAUACAAAAACCUAUAUAUUUCUAAGCUCUUAUGCAACAUUAUUUCUACUGAUUUCUUUUUCAAUAGUUGUAUAUCUUUAUUUGAAUCCAAAACAUGAUUAUGAUUCUGAAUAUGAUCAAACCAAAAAACUUGGCGAAGAAUCUAAAAAUUCUUCAGAUUUCAAUUUGUGUGUAACUGAAAAAUGUAAAAAACUUGGAAAUUGUAUGAAAUCGUUUAUGAAUUCAAAAAUUGACGCUUGUGUCGAUUUUUAUGAAUUUGCAUGUGGAAAUUAUGAGAAGAACAAACAUGCAUAUUCGGAAACGGUUUAUUACAAAAACAAAAAUCAUAAAAAACUCCAGAAUUUUAUUUUGAGGAAUUUCAAGACGAUCUCGAAAUCUGAAAAAGUUUUGAAGAUGUUUAUUAAUAAAUGUGAAAACAAUUCAGCGGCAGAUGAUUCGAGUUAUUGGAAAGAAACUGAUAGUUUUUGGACAAAUGAAACUAUAACCGACUUAUUGAUUGAAGUCACAAAAAUCAGACCUUCUGGAGUAUUUCUAGAAAAUGAUAUAUAUUUCAACAAUUUGGAAAUGACAUUGGUUUUGAGAAGUGGGCUUAGGCAAAAAGUUGAAAAUGAACCUGGAAUUGAAAAGAAGUUUGUGGAUGCUCGAAAAUUUUCGACGAAAUUUAUGGAUUUGACAAAAUAUAUUCGAUAUUUGUUACCAAGAAGUGAUCGAAAAACUUCGCGAAAAUGGAAGGUUUUUGUGAUAAAAGAAGAGUUUGAUGAACUUGAGGUGUUUUUCCAACGAAAUGAGAGUUAUGCAAGAGAAGUUUUGAAGGAAAAAUGGAAAUCGAAAAUGAAGUCUUAUUGGGUUCCGGAAAAUGCAAGAGAAAAGAGAAAAGCUUGUGGUAAGGUGAGUUAUAUGAAUUUCUUCAGAAAUGGCCUGACAUUAGUUGAAAAAUUUCCAGAAGGCUGAAAAACUAUUUCCCGGAACUCUAUCCAAAAUCUUCACUGACAGGUUUUUGGGCGACAGAACUCUUGAAGACGCCAAUAAUUUAUUCGAAGAAAUCCGAGACGAAACAAUCGAAAUGUUCGAAAAAUCCACAUGGUUAGAUCAGAAAACAAAACAAUUUCUGAUAAAAGAAGCGAAAAGUAUUCAAAAAACCAUCGGAGUUCCAGACGAACACAAAAACCAAGCAAAUAUUGAAAAAAUGUACAAAUCAAUAAAAGUGCCAUUCAAAGAAACUUUUUUGGAACUUGUGAGAGAAUUAUUGAAAAUGAAUACAGAACAAACAUUUUUGAAGAUUAAGAAUGGCGAAACAAUGACGUAUUUUGGAAGAGGUUUGGGACAUUCGGCAAAUUUUGUUACCGAAUCUUUUCGUGUUAGUAAGUGAUUUUGGGGGAGGGUUUAGAAUUUUGAGCGGAGAAUUUUUUGAACGAAGAUUUCAUAAAAUAGCUUUUUGAGCACCAAUUUUUGUAUAAAACUAUCAAUAAUCAACUAAAAUUACGUUACUUUUACUGGGAAAAGAGGUGAAUAUGAAUUUAAUAACAAAAAAACGCGAAUGAAAAAUGUUCGAAAAAUAAAAACAAGAAAAUAAAAGUAAAAAUGGAAGUGACUUUUUUUACCUAGAUUUUUUUCAUUAUUUUUAUAUAUUUUUCAAAUUAUACAGAAUUUUUGAUCAAUUUUAUUCAAUUUUUCCAAAAUCCCUCCCCAAAAAACUCACCAAUCGCUUCUAUUUCACAAAUCCACAAAAAUCAUCGUAAAUUCGAGAAUUCCAAAUAUAAUCCUUGAUAAAUCCGUAAUCCUCCAAAUUUUCCACGUAAUUGACAUUGAAAUGCAAUUGUUCAUCAAUAUUUCAAGCUGAAAAUCAGAAAAUUUGAAUUUCUCAUGUACCAUUGAGUUCUGCUAACUUCAUUUCUGUUUUUCUAGAUUUCGGAGGAUUUUCUGUGUCUCACAACAAUUUUCCAGCUAUUUUUUUAGAGGUUCACAGCAAAAUCUUACUCAAACAAAUUUUCCAUCGAUUUUUGAUCCAGUAAUUUUCAUAAAAAGUCCCAAGUGUUUUUCAUAAAAAUUCCAACGACGGCUCCUUCAAUUCUUGACUUUCCCAGUUCGAAAAAUCGAUAAUUCCAGCUUUCUCCGAAGUUUCAUGUCCAGAAUAUGAAUUUGACAAAAAAAUCCUGUGGAAAUCUCAAAAUUCGUCCCAUUUCCAUCGAAUAUUGUAUCAAAUUCAACUAAACAUCGUUUUCCUCACAUUUAUAAUCAUUUUUAAUCCUGAAAACUCAAAAAUUUCAAUCGAAACAGUGUUUCUCUAAAAAAAACCCACCUUUCUUCGAUAAUCCUCGGAUUUUCCGUUAGAAGCGAUGAUUUCAGCCUUGUAGAACAUCUAAAAAUUCAAUUUUUGACUGAAAUCCACUGAUUUUCCCCGGAAACCUGAAAACCCAGCGAAAAAAACAAAAAAAAAUAAAAAUAUUCUCGCGCGAGACGAUCGUGUUGCGCUAAAUAGCGGGCAAGCCGGAGUGUCGUUGUAAAAGUUUUUUUUUUGAAAAAAAAAUCCCUGAAGUUACAAUAAGCUUUUUUUUACCUUUUUGUUAGUGCAUCCAUCUUCUAAUUUAUUUCAAAAAUGAAACUUGGCGGCAAAAAAAACUGCCACGUGGGUUUUCCUGAAUUUUUAACCCAAUAUUUGUUUCCAGCAAUCCCAGCAUUUCGUCUAACUUAUCCAGACAUUCACGAAGGCUUGCCAGAAUGGAAUCAAAUUAUUGCACUUGGUAGAACUUUCGGUCAUGAAAUUGGUCACGCAUUUGAUGCAGAACGAUUCGUUGAAAAUGGUCGCAACAAGAAUUAUUCGAGCUCUGAGAUGAGCAAUGAAAUUAUAAAAGAGUUUCGGAAAAGAAUUGAUUGUAUUGUCAAAAAAUAUGAUAAAUUGCAGUUUUUUGAUGGAAGUUUUGUGAGUUUUCGGGAUACGAUUUAUUUUUGGAAUUUUGAGCAAACUUCAGUUUCUGAAAUCCUCAAAAUCACCGUUUCAUCUAUAAAUUCCAGGGAAACGGUUCACAAACAUCAUACGAAGAUUCAGCAGACAAAUUUGCCCUCGACGUGACUUAUAAACUUUUCAAAAAACUCAAAAAUCCUCAAAAACUUGGUCCUCUCAAAAAUUUCUCAAUCGACAAGCAAUUUUUCCUGAGAUUCGCUUUUGUACGUUUUGUUCCCCGAAAAAUUCCAAUAUUUUUUUCGAUUUUCAGCACUACUGCGAAAGCCCAUGGAAAGCUGAAAAAAUCAAAAGUUGGCGAAAAAAUGGGAAUGUUCAUAGUAUGCACAAAUUUCGAGUGAAUGGAGUUGUUCAGAAUUCGCCGGAAUUUUCGAAAGCUUUUCAAUGCGAGCCUGGAAGUUUGAUGAGUCCAAAAGAGAAAUGUUCACUUUUUUGA
Messenger RNA from Caenorhabditis angaria, 3404 nucleotides. Lineage: Eukaryota; Metazoa; Nematoda; Chromadorea; Rhabditida; Rhabditidae. The record is from the annotation of a GenBank genome assembly.